Aspergillus campestris IBT 28561 is the source of this 1029-nucleotide messenger RNA. RefSeq lists its product as uncharacterized. The transcript has a single exon. The record is from RefSeq and is a predicted model, not a curated record. NCBI's taxonomy places the organism in Eukaryota, Fungi, Ascomycota, Eurotiomycetes, Eurotiales, Aspergillaceae. The coding region runs from base 1 to 1029 and encodes 342 amino acids.
AUGGGGCCAGGAUCCAAUGAGUCAAGUCUCUUGACUGUGAUAAUCACGACCUCGCCGACCCCAUCCAUCCCAUCCACACAAUUAGUCUCCUCGGUACUGCGAUCCUUCAACCGACACUGCACGGCACUGCUCGCAGCCCGAGUGAUCGUCGUCUUCGACACCUUCGAACAUGUCACAGUCCGAUCCCGCCUGAAAAAGGGCCAAGCGACGGCAAAAGUCGCCGAAAACUACAGCGACUACAUAGAGAACGUCAAAGAGCUCAUCAUCGCCAAAUACGCUCCCCACGGAGACAAGAACCCAGCAAGCGAGCCGGGAGCCACCGCGCUCCGCGAAUGGCAGGACCGCGCCGAGUUCGGGCUAGAGAACCCCCGCAACGAGGUUACCGUGGCCAUCACGCAGACGGCAGACCAGCAAGUCACGUUCAUCGAGCCCGCCGCGCGCCUCGGGUUCGGACUCGCUGUGCGCUCGGCGCUGAGGAUAUGCGGGACGCCAUACGUCUGGGUGCAGCAGCACGACUGGGCCCUCGCGGCGGAUAUCCCGCUAGCGCCGCUCCUCGACGUGAUGGCGAGUUCGGACGCCGACGAAGCCGCGCCGGUUAAGUACGUCUCGUUCCCGUCGGAGCGCAUGCGCUCGUACGCGGUGUCGGCCUGCGUCAAUGACUACCCGGCGCUGCGGGAACUGACCGCGUCGCUGAAGAGGGACUUCACGCCGCCGUCGCAGCCGGAGGUGAAGGUGCCGCUGACGCCGCUAUUCUUCUGGUUCGAUAAGCCGCAUCUGGCGUCGACGGAGCACUAUCUUGCGCGGGUCUUCCCGAGUCGGCUGGCGAUGCGGCGGGGGGAGUUCAUUGAGGAUAAGAUCGGGCAGCGGGCGAGACAUAAUAUGAAAGAGGGCCAGUGGCACCGGUGGGCCUGUUGGCUGUAUUAUGCGGAUGAGGCGAAGGUGCCUUAUCUCCGCCAUUUACACGGGAGGACUUGGGAUGGUGUAGAUGGGAAGUUAUACCUGAAAUAUGGGUGUGUUGAAGAUGAAUGA